AUGGCAGGCGUUUUGGAAUCAUUAAACUGUUUGAACACUUGCUUAUCCAAACGAGAAAAUAUUUCCAUUGCUGUGGGAUGCAUAUGCAAUAUAUCAAAUUAUUUUGAAGAAGAAUUAAGUUACAGUGAAAUUAAUGCUGCUCUGUCAGUUAUCUUCGAUGAAAUAAAUGGAAUUGUUCCUGCAAUUAAAAAGGCCAUUACUUUGAAAACUUAUAAAAGUGCUGUGGUGGAAGCAUUACGCCUGUUCAAGUAUCUUGUGUUUCAUUACCGAGCACAUGUGUCUCCAUUUGUGUUGAUUGUUAAAGAGUUGUGUAUGAUGUGUGUAUCUCGUUCUGAUACAUCAAUAAUGGAGAAAGAAAAGGCUUAUGACUGUCUCUAUGAAGUAGUAAGUUCAGGUUCAUGGACUCAAGAUUUGAAUAUGAAUAAACUUGUUGAAGAUUUAUUUAAAGAGAUUCAUUUUCAACCGGCUCCAAAAGUUUUGCAGAAAUUAUGUCAUCUCUUAGGUGCCAUUUCACGAUUCUAUCCUGAAAAUAUGACUACAAAUGCUGGGAAACUACUUAGACUGUAUUUUCAUGAGUUAGACAAACAGGGCCAGCGUCGAGAAUUGUCAGCUGCUGUAGCAUCAGGCUGUCUUGAUGGCCUGGCCGAGUACAUGCACACCUUUUCUCAGCCCAUUGAAGAUGACAGAGAAUGCAGGCAAAAGGUGUAUACAUAUGUAAAGAUCUAUUCAAAUUAUCAAUCUGAUAGAAAAAUUGUUCAGAGAGCUGCAUUGAAGGUAUUACAUCUACAUGGAAUUUUAUUGAAGCAAUACGUGUUUGAGGAUUAUUUAUGGUGGCAUGAAAAAUUAAUUGUUUGGCUGCAUGCUAAUAACCCAGAAGACAAAGUUUGUGGUCGAAAUUCUCUUCUAACUUUUUAUGAAGUAAUAUCGUUAUCUUUACAGGAAAUUGAUGAUGAAAAACAUGCUAGAAAUGUUUUAAAAUAUUUUAUUGAUUACUUCAAAGAGAAGUUAAUGUCUGUGAGUCAGGAAGAAAAGGCAGAUAUCAUUCAAGGAUUAGGAAAGUUCAGUCAGUCAUGCUUGAAGUUUAUGUCUGGUGAGAAUCUGCUAUCUUUACUCAAUUUACUGGUUCAACAAGCACAACAAUUGUGUAUGGAUCUGCCCCUGGAUCAGUUGACAAAAGCUACCCAGAAAUCUCUCCAGAAUCUGCCAUAUUAUGUGGAAUGCAUUGCAAACAUUGCCAUGCAUUCAAAGUUUUCUGAAAAUGAAAUUUCAAGUUUGCAGCACAUGACAGUGGUCCUAAUUCACAUGUAUGGUGUAACACCUUCAAAAUUUCAGCCUCCUAUAGUUCAUGCUUUAUUGUCACUUGUGUAUAGUCUCUCAGUGAUGCAGGGGCUAUUGUUUGAAAAUUUCAUAAGUGUAGUUGUGUAUCAAAGCCUCAUUCGGAGUUGCUCAUCAUCAGAACAUGAACAAUAUGUUUCUUUGUGGUGUAUAAUGACUGACUCUCAUCAUUCAUGUAAUAUUCAAGUUCCUAUUGGAAUAAAACAGGAAGUUGUAAUAAAAAUUUAUGACACUUUGAUCAGAACAGUAAUUCAAAUUUUAAAGAAACUUGAUUUGAAAGUCUCUCAUAAAACAGAUUAUCUAUUAAAUUCUCAAGAUACAAAUUUAGGUUUAGAAGCUAAGAAUAUUCACGAUUUUAUGAUUUUCAUUAAUCUUGUUGAAUUUUGUUUAUCUUGGCUCCCCAAGACUGAUAAUUUGUUAUUCACAAAAUGGAUUCAGCCUUUUGCUGAGAACAUGAUUAUAGAGUCGAUUAAGAGCCCUCUUGCAAGUGGAUUUUACAAAUUACUGGGUAUUUGUUUUCAUCUCUGUGAGAAAGUUCAGUAUUUCCAAGAACUAGAAACUAGUAAUUGUGACAAAAAUAAGUAUCUUCCUCAAUUGAUUUGUAAAUAUUUACAAAUAUUGCCUACUAACAUUAACAAUUUCAAGGGAGAUUUGCAAAUUGCUUGUAUCCGUGUAUUUUUAGAGACUCCUGUAAUUUUUAUUUCUGAAAUUUUGCCUCAUGCUGUUGAAGUAUUUCGUGUAGCUUUCAAAAUUGGACGUAGUUACCUGAAAUUAGCAUCGGAAUCCUUGGUUGCUCUUGAAAAAUGGAAAUCAGCCCUUCCUCCGGAGACACUGCACCCAAUUCUUGAAGCUGUUGUUCCAGAAUUGGAACCUUUCCUUCGUAAUAGAAGCGCAGAUAUUGGUACAGAUAAAGAAUUAGAAUUCCUACAAUCAGGUCGUCAUUGGCGUAAACGGUAUUCUCUCAGACGUAAAAAGCUUGUAGAAAUGCCAGACUCAGACCUACUUAAACUGCAAAGACACAUUAUUUCGUUUUUAGGACCAUUAGAUUUUAAUAUUGCUUUAACACUUCUGAAUUCUCAAUCUGACACCGUAUUGUCUGGGACUCAGACAAAGAAAUUGAAAUUAAAACUACCUUUUAAAAAUAUUAAUAUUUUCAUUUACCUUGAUUCUUUACUUCCCCAUGUUGUAGACUUGACAGUAAAUUGCAGUGAUCGUCAGACAAGACUGGCAGCUUGUGAAUUGCUACAUGCAGUUAUUAUACUUAUGUUAGGAACCAGCAAGCAAACAGCAGACACAGAUUGUAGUGAAAUGUCUGAAAUAUUUGAAAAAAUUUUUCUUCCUGUCUUACAACUUGGUUGUGAUUCUGAUGAUGUUGUUUUUCAGCUAUUUAAUCCUUUGAUUUACCAACUUGCUCAUUGGUACUCUAGUCCUUUCCAACUUCGAAGUAAGAAUAGUGAGAUCUUUGUUAAUACUUUGUUAGAUGGAAUAGCCCAUCCAUCUGAUUCAUCUUUAAGGGAUAUUUCAGCUAGGUGUCUAAGAGAGUUUGUGGAGUGGUCCAUAAAACAACAUACUUCCCAUCGUCUUGAGAAAUCCUCAGUUAAUAUUGAGAUGAUUAUUACAAGAAUUUGCAUGUUGUGUGGCCAUCCCAGUGCCUGCAAGCGUUUGGGAGGUGCUCUAGCAUUUAACAGUGUGUACAGAGUCCUUCGAGAAGAUGAAGGAGUAGUAGAUACAUGGUUUUUGGAACUGUUGUUUUUCAUGGUAAAGAAUUUAGCUUUGCUACAAGCUAAUGCAGUGAUGGGAGUAGUUUCUGAGACAGAGCAGGCAGUGGACCAUGUGUUCCGUGUAUUCAAGGAAAAGGCUUCUGUGUUCAACAAGUUCUCCAGAAAGCGUCACAAGCCUCCCGAAUUCACUGGUGUUUUGCUGUCUGAUGCAGUUGUGUGGUUGCUUAUUCAAUGCCAAAAUGAAAACAAAAAUUGCAGACAUAAGUGUAUGAAAAUGGUGUACACACUUGCACCGCUUAUUGAAAAUUGUAAUUCAUUUGAUUCUUUUGUUAAUGAAUUUAUUCAGAAAGAGAGUACUAGAAAACUUAUAGAAAUCGUGGAAGGAAUUCCCAGUGAAAAUUCAUAUAGCAGUAGUGUAUCUCUUGCAAUUGAAACAUCAGAAUUGGAGAAAUCACCAUCAAACAUCUUGAACUGGUUAAAACUCCUUCAAUCCUCUCUCGACUGUUAUAUUUGGUUGUAUAAAAAUAGCUCCAUUGUCCAACAACUUUUGAUGGAUCCAGCUUCUCAUGUUAUCCAUAGUAUUGAACUUUUUUUAAGAUUGAAUACUGAAGAAUUGAGUUUGGAUAAUAUAAUGAAGCAACACAAAACAACUCACGUAGAGCAUAAUUUGUAUUUGCUAGAGAAAAGCACUAUCAUACAAAAUAUUUUUAAUUUUAUGUUACUUACCUUAACAAACAAAGAUGAUACGAAGGGUUUUCGGCUAAUAUCAGAUAAGUUUUUUAACUCUACCAUGUGGCACUUUAUUUCCAAAUGCUUAUUCAGUUCUUUUGCUCUUGGUUUUGAAGUUAGAGAAGAGGAAGCAGUUAUUGAAAUGCACAGAUGUUUGCAAAACCUUCUUCUUUGCCUUCAAACAACACUAGAUUCUUCACUUUAUUGGUGUAACUUAUGUGAAGUUCUUCAAGAAAGUUUCAAGAACUGGGUGUCAACAUUGGAAAAAGAAACAAAAACUGUGCUUUGUGAAGAUGAGUGUCCUCAGGAUCUGAAAGCAGCAAUACUGGGAAUGUUAGUAUAUCAGCAAUGUCAGUUAUCUGGUGAUGCAGGAGAGAGUGUGGUACAUUUUCAGAACUGGCUACUCCAUGCAUGCUUUGAAGCUGUAGAAGAGGUUUCUCAGAACCAGCACACGGCUGUUGAUCUUAAUCCAUCAGCUCAGACCUUUGGAGAAUUGCUUCUUAAAUUAGCUUGUUUUGGCGGAAAACAAAUUUCCGCACUUAUUACUUUACUCUUGGACCCAACUGAACUCAAUGUUAAAGGGACAGGAUCUUCAGUUCAGCAUGGUGAGCAUUUCCAAUCCAAUUUUAAGCAAAACACUCUGAUGCCUUUACUUUGUUUUCCUGGUAUAACAUUAAAAACUUUGUUUGGAAAGCCAGUUGCUAGUCGUAGAACUAUGACUCUUCUAUUACAACUUAGUCAGUUUGCAUUAGAAAACCGGAAAACUUGUGGAAAAUUAAGCCAACAAUUACAUUCUUCUUUUUUGGAACAUUGGCAUACUGUAGAAGAAUGGGCAUCUUUGAGUAAGGAAAAUACCACUUUUGUGUUACUUAUACUAAAAGAAAUUAGUUUGUGUGCAGAACAAGUUGCAGGUUGCAUGGCAACAAAACCUUGUGGAACUUGGGUCUUAACUUUACUAUCCAAUGUAUCAGAAAGUAAUUUGAUCCCAUCUUUUCAUAAUGAAAUCCUGGAUCUUGUACCAUAUCUCAUACGUUCGCCUGCCUACUUCUCUGAUGAUCUAAAAGAUGCUUUCCAAAAAUUUUGCCAAAUUUUUCCAGAAGAUACUUGUGAAUUAAAGGUUGGGUCUUUACAGUAUGAUAGUUUUGUCUCAAUGUUCUCCAAAUUACUCUUAAUAAUACAAAACACUGGAAGCCUGUAUCUCUUUGAAAGAAUACUUGCUAUGGCAGUUCGUGAAGACAACCAUAUAUGUUGUAAAAAAAUUCAGUUAACUCUCCCCAAAUUUGUGUCUCGAUUGGAUUCUGCAAUGCAAUGUAAAGCAAUUGAAGUGGGGUUUAAUAUAUUUAUAGAAUGUAGUCUGCAUUCCCCUCAAAUAAGAAUGAACUCUGUUCAAUAUUUUGUUGUACCACUCAUUAGGCACAGUCAUGAAGACACUGUUGUCCAUUUUUUCACUUUACAUAUGCAACAAAUUUUUGAUUUAUUAAGCUUAGUUCCACUGGAGGCUGCUCGCACAAUUCAAACUGAACAUAAUUUAGUGUCGAGGAUUGGGUGCUGGUGGAUGAUUGAAAUGCUGUUUUCCCAUGUUUCCUCUGAAGUACUAGAAUCAAAGGAAUGCCCAAUAACUAAAGGCAUGAACUUAGAAAAAGGACUAAUAAGUGAAUUGUCAGGGAAAGCAUAUCGUACUCGUAAUGAAAGCCUGUCCGACAGUUCAAUGAAGAAUUCUCAAAUUAAAGAAUUAUUUCGCAAGAUGCAGUGUUCUGCAUAUACUGUUUUAGUUGUGAUUGUAUGCAGUACUAAGAAAGAAUUAAAAUUUUACACUGGCCUUCUUUUCAAAGAAGAAGAACGAAAAAGCUUGUGGGAUAAGAUUAUAGAUUGUACACACAUUUACUCUUUUCCGAUUUGUUGGGAACAAAUUCCCAACCAGAGGAAACUUCUUGUUAGCAUUCGACAAAGUACUCGAAGAGAAGUACAAUAUCUACCAACUGAUACUCAAAUACUGGUGAAUAGUACUUUGGCAGAGGAUAUUACACGCUUUGAUUUCACAACUUCUGUACAUCAGUCUCCACCUGAGAUAAACUCCUGUUUAGAAGUUUCUCUUGAAGAUGAUGUAAUAAACAAACAUGAGUGCAUGGGAACACUUUGCGCCUUAUUGAGACAUAUGGCUAUCAAAAAUCUUUAUACAAUACCUAAAGUUGGAGAUCCACAACCACAAAUUCCAUCGUGGAUGGAGCAAAUGCGGAAGAGUAUAAUGGAUAAUUCUAAGCAUUACAAUGUUCGCUCGUUUCUCACAAAGCUUAUAGUGAAUAAUGUUAAUAUAUUCAAGCCAUUUGCAUCGUAUUGGCUUUAUCCAGUCAUGCAAAUUAUCGUAGAUGGAUGUUUAGGAUAUGAUAUUAACUAUAUGGUAAUGGAUGCGAUUGCAAUGUUGGUUUCAUGGCAUGAAACUGCAAUUCCAUCCAAUGAAUCAGAAAAAAUGUUGGCUCGUGAAAUCUUGCAGUUUUUAAUUGCAAAUGCACGUUCUCAAAGAAGAGAUGUUCUCAAGUGUAAUUUAGAGGUUAUUCGUACUUUAGUGGAAGUGUGGAGGGAAUGUAUCACUGUCCCUCAUCAGAAACUAUUAGAUUUAUUGGUCAUGUCUUCGAAAGAUGAUACAUCUGGUUGUGAGACUGCUAUACAUAUUGCUAGUAUUUUUUUGGUAAAUGGUAUUCAACCUUGGAAUGAUAUUGGAAAAAAGACUUUUUUCACUCAUGUUUUAUCUUUCAUUUCUCCUACAAACAAACUACUUUGCCAAUGCGCAGAAGUUCUUGGAAUGUGUUUGAAACACAUCAAUCCAAAUCUUGAAGAGAACCUUGUAGAACAAAAUGAAGAAAUUUUUACCGCUGUUAAACAAAAGAUUUAUAAUGUGGAGAAAAAUACUGAUAAAUAUCUCUUAUGUUUACACAGUAUUCAUAGACAUUAUACCCUGAUUCUUGAUGAUUUUUUGAAGAACAUACUGUACCAUUUGCCUAAAGUGCAUGGCAAGUUUAAGGUAAUGUGUAUUGAAAUGAUCAGAGCGCGAAUUGAAAUUCUUGGUGAUUUUGCUUUUAAUGAGUUGGAAAACAAAGGGUUAUUGAUUUUACUUCAGCAUGGAGAUGUUGACAUGCAAUUAGCAAUUUUGGUAUUGAUCAACAAAAUGUUGCCUCAACUAACUUCAGAAAAACAGUUAUUACUCAUAAACCUGUGUGUGAAUAUUUCAACAGUAAGAAAUUCACCAUGUCGCUUAGCAAUUUUUAAAAUACUGAUGUGGGCAUAUGAACAGAAUAUACUUUCUGAUGAUGGAAAAGGUAUCCUUUUAAAGGGUAUGGUAGACAGUGACCCUGAUAUACAGGAACUUAUUUUUAAGUUUUGGAAUGAGGAAAAACAUCUCUCACCAAUGAUGCCGAAUCGAUUCUUAGGGCUCUUCCAAAACAUGUAUUCUCCUCAGACUGAGCAACACUUUUUGAGUUAUGCAUUACAUUUACUGUUGGAUGAUGUGACAUUUAGUUCGGAGUUUAACACAAAUAUAUUUGAGUAUCCUUUGUCUCAGUGUGACUUCAAGCAGUUGCAAGUUCUUGUUUCACAACGAAUGAAACAUGCACCUUUAGCUCCUCUAUUCUCUCAGUUACCUGGGACCAUGGUCUCAACACAAAAUUCUGUGUUUCCAACACAAUUCAAAAUUAAAGCAAGUCACUCAACAAUGAGGUUCCAACCGACAUUAGAUAUGUCACAGAGUAAUGCAUCUACUAUUAGUUCAAGCUUGAUGUUUACAUUUGGAUCUGGCACUCAGCAAAGUUUUCCAGAACGUUAUAGUUCAAUGACAGAUGUUUCUAACAGCAAUGAAAAAGAACUGUCAGCUUAUCUCAAGAGUCGACGUUUACUCAAAGACGUAAAGCAGGUGAGCCGCAUGCAUGCUUUCUUUGAGGCGCGUCGUGCCACUCGACGACAGACUUUACAAGAAGAACGUGUGAGGCAGCGUGAAGCUAAUGUAUCUUUGUAUCGUACAUAUCGUUUAGGUGAUUUUCCUGAUGUGGAGAUACCAUACAAAUCCAUUUUUAAACCUCUUCAAGCAUUGUCAAAACAUAAUUCAGCUGUAGCAUGUCAGAUGUUGAGUUUGCUUUUUUCGGGUAUAUUAGCCAACCUUCAAGAUGAUGAAUUGAACUCUUUUUCCUCUGCAAUUUCUGAAGCUUUCUAUUCAGUCAUGCAAAAGACUGUAGGCACACCUAUGCUGAUAGUUUCAAUAUUUGAAAUGAUCUUGUCAUGUAAUAAACAUAUCAGUUUGCCUGCAGAUAUAGUUUCAUCAGUGAGUCAAGAGACAGGUUUAUUAAUGCUUGGAAGCCUGGUACUCGAGAAAAGCUUGAUAAAUUAUCAACAUGAGAGCAAUGCCAGUGAUGUUGAUGUUGAAUUGAAUUAUUGGCUUCGACUUGCCGAACUUUAUCAAGGCAUGGAAGAAUGGGAUGUUGUACAUGGAGUAUUUCAUGAGAAGCUUAAUUCAUGUGCUGCUGCAAGGUCUGCUUUGGAGGCAGAGGCAGAAGGGAAAUGGAGAGAUGCCAAAGAUCAUUACAGAGAUGCUAUCAGUAGUAACGAUCCCAGCUACAUAAAAGAUUUUUAUUAUGAAGCCUUCUACCAGUGCUUAGCCAAUCUCUCUGAGUGGAAACAGUUGUAUCAAUGUGUGGAUGAAGAAGUAGAUGGUGAGUGGGAUUUGCUAUGGAGUCAUCUGUGGAACAAACAGCAUUUAUUACCGCAGCUCCUUACUUCUGAAAUUCAGUUGAUAGGUACAGAAGAUAGUAGUAUAUUUUUAAGAAACCUUCAAGUCUGGUUGCAGGAUGAAGCAAAAAAAGAGCACAUGGAAGUGCAUUUCACUGAAGAGUUAGCUGUUCUUUAUGCAUUUGAACAAAAUUUUGUAAAGGCACAGGUGUUUUCAAAUAAAUGUUAUGUUCAGUUUUUAAAUGAUUGGAUUAAUAUGAAUACGUUGGGAUUUAAACAGAGAGCAACAGCUCUUCGUGAUAUUCAUCGAUUAUCAGAGUUGCAGGUGUACUUAGACUUUGUGACUGCAAAUAAUGUGCAAAAAGAUGUAAAACAACUGGAAUCAUUUUGGAAAGGAAGUUUACCCAAUGGAAUGAGUUCAUUACUUGACUGGGAUCGCAAGCUUGCAUAUCGAACUCAAUUCAUUAAACAUAUUAAGGAAAAGUAUUCCAGUGAUUCUCACAGUUUGGAGAUAAUAGAAAUGGAAAUGCAACUCUCAAUGGUAGAUGCAGCUUUAGUACAAAAUAAUAUUUGUGUGGCAAAAAAAUAUAUAUUUUCUUCAAAGGAAAAGCUUAUUACAUUGCCACUUAAACUGAACUUACAGUGGAGUAUAAUGUAUGCCCGAUAUCUGUGGCUCAAAUCAGUGCAAAGCACUACUAAACCAAUAAAUCUUAAUUUCAUGAUCCAGGCUUGUAAUAUAUUACUGGAUCAUAAUCCUUGCAAUGCUGAAGAAUGGAAUGAUGACUGGUUGCUUCAGCUGCAAGCGUGUGAAUUAAUGGGCACAAUGGCUAAAGGAGUGUGGGAAGUAAUGAAAAUUCAUCCAGAAGCCAUUCACUCUUUGAAUGAGGAAAACAGAUGUCAUUUUCAAAAGUGGAUAAGCACAACAAGUGCAGAAUUAGAUACUGUUCUGAACUCUCUACACGAGUCAGGAUUGACAUAUCUUCAUACUGCUGUUAACAUAGCACUAAAAGGAUCAGCUCAAAAUAAGUCCUCACCUUCUGUUAUUGCUGAUGCUUACUUUAAAAUAGCUGAAUUUUAUGAAACUACAAAAGUAAAGAUAAUUAGUGAAAUCGAUUUCCUAGUAGCCAUUCUUCGUGCCAUGAAAUAUGGUUCCAAAGAUGCCCAUUACCUUUUCCCUCGUUUGUUGCAAAACACUCAUUUGGAAGCAGAAUGGAUUGAGAGGUUUGUUAUGGAAAGUGCUGAAGUAGCUGAGUGGAUGUUUUUAAAAUGGAUAGGCCAAAUUUUGGCUUGUUUGGAUAAGCCAAUUGGCCAGGCUCUGCAUCAGAUUGUUCUAAGAGUGGCAGAAGCAUAUCCUCAAGCAGUGACGUGGCCAUAUCAUAUUAGCCUUGAAAAAUAUAACACAAAUUGUAUCCCUCAGAUUGUGCUUGACCAAUUGAAUUUGUUGCUGAUGCAGAAUCCAUUGAUAGAAAUGUUUUUGAAAGCAAUGUCAUGUUUAGCUCAGCCAGAAAUAAUUUUGGCCCAUCAUAUUGAUCAGGUUUUAAAUAUCUGCAAACAAGAUAUUAUAUCUGAGGAAAUUCAAACAGCUAGUAAACACUUGCAAGAUAAAAUUGUGCAAAUAAAAUUGAGGGACCCAGUUCAAGGAUCAUGUUUUGAUGUUUUAAAUUCAUGUUAUCCUCAGUUAGACAAAGCAUUAACUCACAUCAUUAAGAAAGAAAUCAAAGGAUUGGAAAUUCUGAGACAAAUAAGGUCACAAUUGGAACAGAAAGUUAAAGAGAAAGUAAGAGAAAAAUCUGCUAGGAAGGUACCCUUGAGAAAGCACAGUCCAUGGUUAAGUGACUUCCAAAUGUCACCUUGGGGGGAUUACCUAGAAUUGCCUGGGCAGUAUACUGGUGAGAAUCACCCAGUUCCUCACCAUCAUGUUAGAAUUGCAGGCUUUCUUCCUGAAGUUUGUGUAAUUAAUUCUUUGCGUUUGCCAAUUAAACUGACAAUAAUUGGAAAUAACGGCAAAGAAUAUCCAUAUCUUGUAAAAUUUGGUGAAGACUUACGACAAGAUCAAAGAAUUCAACAACUAUUUAAUGUAAUGAACACAAUAUUUUCCAAAGAUCCACCAUGCUUAACUAGACAAAUAAAUAUUGCUACAUACCAGGUAAUACCUCUUACUAGUCAACUUGGUAUCAUUCAAUGGAUUGAUGACACCAAAACUCUUAAAAAUGUGUUGGAAAUUAAUUUAAAUGAAGAAGAACAAAACAAUUACAAGAAAGCAACUGACACAUACAUAGAAUGGUUAAAAUUAGGUUCGGGGAGUUCUGAAACUAAUGUGCAAGCAAUGCAUCGCAUUGCAUAUAGAAAUUACAGUAGGGAGGAAACUAUUCAAGCUUAUGAGAAGAGAGUUGCCUUAAUACCAGGGGAUAUAUUCAGACGUGCAUUCUUGCAGAUUAGCAUAAAUCAGGAAGAAUUUUUUGCACGGCGUCAGAAAUUUGCCUGUAAAUAUGCAAGUAUGUGUAUUUCCCAUUGGAUACUGGGUGUUGGUGACCGUCACCUGGGAAAUUGUUUGGUCAGGGAACGUGAUGGGUCUUGUGUGGGAAUUGACUUUGGAUGUGCCUUUGGUUGUGGUAUUCAGUUCCUUCCCAUACCUGAAUUAAUGCCCUUUAGAAUGACUCCACACAUUAUAAACUUGAUGGAACCGUUUCAGUGCACAGGAUUAUUGCAAGGAACUAUGAUCCAUACACUAAGAGCUUUAAGGAAUGCCAAUCAAACUCUUUUAGCUACCAUGGAGGUGUUUGUUCAUGAACCAUCUAUAAAUUGGGUAGAACUGGCUAAACAAAAUAAAGGAUUCAAAAAUGAAAAUAUCAAGUGGUUACCACAAGAAAAGUUAUCAAUAGCAAAAAGAAAGUUGGCAGGUGUUAACCCUUUAACAGUAGAAGUGGAGGAACUAAAAGCAGGGCAUGGAUCGUCUAAAUAUUUAAAUGAUUACUUGAAAGUUCUUAAUAGUGCAAAAUCUUUCAAUUUCAGAGCUAGAACUAAUGCAACUAAUUUGACACCAGCAGAACAAGUAGAAUGUUUAAUGGACUUAGCUGUUGACCCAAAUAUUUUAGGGAGAGCAUGGGUUGGUUGGGAUCCAUGGAUAUAA
Messenger RNA from Gryllus bimaculatus (two-spotted cricket), 11628 nucleotides. The record is from the annotation of a GenBank genome assembly. Lineage: Eukaryota; Metazoa; Arthropoda; Insecta; Orthoptera; Gryllidae.